AGUUAGUUAGGGUUCCUCCUUCCUUCUUCCCUCACUUCCAUUUCGCUUCAAUCACUGUUGGACACAAUGUCGCAAGAAUCACUAGUCCUCCGCGGCACAAUGAAGGCCCAUACAGAUUGGGUGACAGCCAUUGCCACUCCGAUCGACAACUCCGACAUGAUUGUCACAUCGUCUCGUGACAAAUCCAUCAUUGUUUGGUCACUUACAAAAGAGGGCUCACAAUACGGUGUCCCCCGUCGCCGUCUCACCGGACACGGCCAUUUCGUCCAAGAUGUUGUCUUAUCAUCAGACGGUAUGUUUGCACUUUCCGGAUCUUGGGACGGUGAACUCCGUUUAUGGGAUCUUCAAGCUGGAACCACUGCCCGGCGUUUCGUCGGACACACGAAGGAUGUUUUAUCCGUUGCAUUUUCAGUUGAUAACCGUCAGAUUGUUUCUGCAUCUCGUGACAAAUCGAUUAAGCUAUGGAACACUUUGGGUGAGUGUAAGUACACGAUUCAGGAUCAAGAUUCACAUUCUGAUUGGGUGUCUUGUGUUCGUUUUAGCCCAAAUAAUCUUCAACCAACUAUUGUUUCUGGAUCAUGGGAUCGGACUGUGAAAAUCUGGAACCUUUCUAACUGUAAGCUUCGCGCUACUCUUGCUGGGCACACUGGUUAUGUGAAUACUGCUGCAGUAUCUCCAGAUGGUUCUUUGUGUGCUAGUGGAGGAAAGGAUGGAGUGAUUUUGUUGUGGGAUUUGUCUGAAGGGAAGAAUUUGUACUCCCUUGAUUCUGGUUCUAUUAUUCAUGCUCUUUGUUUUAGUCCCAAUAGGUACUGGUUAUGUGCUGCAACUGAGUCGAGUAUUAAAAUUUGGGAUUUGGAGAGUAAGAGUAUUGUCGUUGAUCUUCGUGUUGAUCUCAAGCAAGAGACUGAAAUGUUUGGCAAUGCAACUUCUACUUCUGGCAAUGCCAAAACCAAGGUUAUAUACUGCACCAGUUUGAGUUGGAGUGCUGAUGGGAGCACACUUUUCAGCGGAUACACAGAUGGUCUGAUUAGAGUGUGGGGUAUUGGCCGUUACUAGGAUAAACAUAUAGCACCAUUUGGCCUGACUUCCAUUUAGAUGAAAUCUAAAUGAUAGGAAGAAGUACGCCGGUUUCUCUUUGUUUUCAUAGUUUUGGAUUUUAUUUAAGCAUGUUGUUAUGUUGGAUGUAGAUGAUCCAUCCAACAAGCGGUUUUUGCCUAGUCCUCGGGUAACUUUGUGUUUCCUUUUAUGUUUUUCUACCUUACAGAUAUUUAGUUUUUU
This is a messenger RNA of Solanum stenotomum, 1278 nucleotides long. RefSeq names its product guanine nucleotide-binding protein subunit beta-like protein. Gene Ontology annotation, molecular function: ribosome binding; translation regulator activity; protein kinase C binding. NCBI's taxonomy places the organism in Eukaryota, Viridiplantae, Streptophyta, Magnoliopsida, Solanales, Solanaceae. The transcript is spliced from 2 exons. Gene Ontology annotation, cellular component: cytosol; nucleus. Bases 67 to 1056 code for a protein of 329 amino acids. Gene Ontology annotation, biological process: rescue of stalled cytosolic ribosome; positive regulation of protein phosphorylation. The record is from RefSeq and is a predicted model, not a curated record.